Messenger RNA from Vicugna pacos (alpaca), 4598 nucleotides. The record is from RefSeq and is a predicted model, not a curated record. Lineage: Eukaryota; Metazoa; Chordata; Mammalia; Artiodactyla; Camelidae.
AGCUGGGGGCCAGGGACUAGGUAUUAGGUGAGGGCGUCCCUGGGACGGAGCCUGGGGGGUCUCACAGGGCGAAUUGGAGGCAGGGCCUGGAGGACCAGCUGUAUGGGGGCAGGGCCUUGCGAUUGUUGGGGAGAUCCUGAGGCGGAAACGGAGUUUAGGCUGGGACCGGGGACACUGGGGGUGGAGUCUGGAAAGCAGAUGUCGUAGGGGUAGGGGCCCGGGAGGCUUAGGGGCAGAGCUUAAAGACUGUGGAAGGGACCUUGUGGUCGGGUCUUGAAGAAGCAUGGCACCCGGGGUCGGUGAUUGAGAAAAAUGGGUUGAUGGUACUUUUCGGCCUCCCUGAGCUUUGGUAACGGUGAAAGGGAAUAGCCUUAAUCGAUGCCGGGCACAUAGCGCCGAGGAAGGCUAGUGUUUCCGCUAUCACUGUUACCUUCGGAAGUCCCGCACCAAGCUUCUGCCUUCCCCCGCCCUGCCGCCCUGCCGUCCUGCCUCUGCUGAAGGCCGCCCCGCUGGUGCUCUUGGGUAUCCGUGGGCUCCUCUCUGAGGAUGGACCUUGGGUUCUGCCUCUUCUCACCGCUUCCUCUGCCCCGUCGUUGUUCACCUAGACCUCUUGUCUCCCAGCCUCGCCCUCCAGACAGCCAGAGGGGUCUGCUGAAACAGAAACAGGAACUGGUGGUCGACCUCCGUGUGUGAGCUUGGCGGGUGGGCACAAUGGACCUGGCUUAUGUCUGCGAGUGGGAGAAAUGGCCCAAGAGCACCCACUGCCCGUCGGUGCCCCUGGCCUGCGCCUGGUCCUGCCGCAACCUCAUCGCCUUCACCACAGACCUCCGCAGCGACGACCAGGGUGCGACCCUCGCCCAGCCCCCAUCCCAUGUCAUCAGGCCCCAGCUCCUAUAGACCUGACCCGCAUGAUCCACAUCCUGGACACGGAACACCCCUGGGACGUGCACUCCAUCAACUCUGAGCACAGUGAAGCCAUCACCUGCCUCGAGUGGGACCAGUCAGGCUCACGGCUCCUGUCGGCCGACGCUGACGGGCAGAUCAAGUGCUGGAGCAUGGCAGACCACCUGGCCAACAGCUGGGAGAGCCACGUGGGCAGCCUGGUGGAGGGGGACCCCAUCGUGGCCUUGUCCUGGCUGCACAACGGUGUGAAGCUGGCCCUGCACGUGGAAAAGUCAGGCGCCUCCAGCUUCGGGGAGAAGUUCUCCCGCGUCAAGUUCUCACCGUCGCUCACGCUGUUUGGGGGCAAGCCCAUGGAGGGCUGGAUUGCGGUGACGGUCAGCGGCCUGGUCACCGUGUCCCUGCUCAAGCCCAGCGGCCAGGUGCUGACCUCGACGGAGAGCCUGUGCCGGCUGCGUGGGCGCGCGGCCCUGGCCGACAUCGCCUUCACGGGUGGCGGCAACAUCGUGGUGGCCACGGCGGAUGGCAGCAGCGCGUCCCCUGUACAGUUCUACAAGGUGUGUGUGAGCGUGGUCAGCGAGAAGUGCCGCAUCGACACCGAGAUCCUGCCCUCCCUCUUCAUGCGCUGCACCACCGACCUCAACCGCAGGGACCGCCUGCCCGCCAUCACCCACCUCAAGUUCCUGGCGCGGGACAUGUCGGAGCAGGUGCUCCUGUGUGCGUCCAGCCAGACGAGCAGCGUGGUGGAGUGCUGGUCCCUGCGCAAGGAGGGGCUCCCCGUGAACAACAUCUUCCAGCAGCUCUCGCCUGCCGUUGGCGACAAACAGCCCAUGAUUCUCAAAUGGCGGAUCCUGUCAGCCACCAAUGACCUGGACCGUGUGUCUGCCGUGGCGCUGCCCAAACUGCCCAUCUCGCUCACCAACACUGACCUGAAGGUGGCCAGCGACACCCAGUUCUACCCCGGCCUCGGGCUGGCCCUGGCCUUCCACGACGGCAGCGUCCACAUCGUGCACCGGCUCUCGCUGCAGACCAUGGCCGUCUUCUACAGCUCUGCGGCCCCACGCUCCGUGGACGAGCCGGCCAUCAAACGCCCUCGGACCACGGGCCCUGCCAUCCACUUCAAGGCCAUGCAGCUCUCCUGGACCUCCCUGGCCCUCGUGGGCAUCGACAGCCACGGCCGGCUGAGCAUGUUACGCAUCUCGCCGUCCAUGGGCCACUCGCUGGACGUGGGGCUGGCCCUGCGGCACCUGCUCUUCCUGCUGGAGUACUGCAUGGUGACCGGCUAUGACUGGUGGGACAUCCUUCUGCACGUGCAGCCUGGCAUGGUGCAGAGCCUGGUGGAGAAGCUGCACGAGGAGUACACGCGCCAGAAGGCCGAGCUGCAGCAGGUCCUCUCCACCCGGAUCCUGGCCAUGAAGGCCUCGCUCUGCAAGCUGUCGCCCUGCACAGUGACCCGUGUGUGCGAUUACCAUGCCAAGCUCUUCCUCAUUGCCAUCAGCUCCACACUCAAGUCGCUGCUGCGUCCACACGUCCUCAACACACCGGAUAAGAGCCCGGGAGACCGGUUGACCGAGAUCUGCGCCAAGAUCACGGACGUUGACAUUGACAAGGUCAUGAUCAACCUCAAGACGGAGGAGUUUGUCCUGGACAUGAACACACUGCAGGCACUGCAGCAGCUCCUGCAGUGGGUGGGCGACUUCGUGCUCUACCUGCUGGCUAGUCUGCCCAAUCAGGGCUCCUCACUGCGGCCAGGCCACAGCUUCCUGCGGGACGGCACCUCGCUGGGCAUGCUGCGUGAGCUGAUGGUUGUCAUCCGCAUCUGGGGCCUGCUGAAGCCCAGCUGCCUGCCUGUGUACACGGCCACCUCAGACACCCAGGACAGCAUGUCCCUGCUCUUCCGCCUGCUCACCAAGCUCUGGAUCUGCUGCCGUGACGAGGGCCCAACGAGCGAGCCGGACGAGGCACUCGUUGAUGAGUGCUGCCUGCUGCCCAGCCAGCUGCUCAUCCCCACCCUGGACUGGCUGCCGGUCAGCGACGGCCUGGUCAGCCGCCUGCAGCCCAAGCAGCCCCUGCGUCUGCACUUCGGCAAGACUCCUGCUCUGCCUGGCAGCGCGACCACCUUGCAGCUGGACGGCCUCAUCAGGGCGCCGGGCCACCCCAAGAUGGACCACCUGCGGAGGCUGCACCUGGGCGCCCAUCCCACGGAGGAGUGCAAGGCGUGCACCAGGUGUGGCUGCGUCACCAUGCUUAAGUCACCCAACAAGACGACGGCUGUCAAGCAGUGGGAGCAGCGCUGGAUCAAGAACUGCCUGUGUGGGGGGCUGUGGCGGCGAGUGCCCCUCAGCUGUCCCUGAGCGCACUCGGCCCUAUUGCCUCUUUAUGGUUUAUGGUUUCCUUUGCAAAAUGUAAGUGGAUUCCUGAUGGAUUUCAAGGAAGGCCAUACUGUCCCCUUGCCGGAGACAGAGCAGCUGUGUACUCCAGACCUUCACUGGGUGCGUUAGACAGCGCCACCUUGAACUAUGCUUUUGGGGCCUUGUCAGCCGCAGCCAGCACCCCGGUAUCCGACAGGACAGGCGAGGACACGGCCUGAAGCAUCGAGUUGGCGCCCUCAGCCCCAGGCGCUGCUCUUUCUCCCUCGGGCCUGACGGUGAGCCCCGGGAGGAGGGCCCAGCCGCGUGGCCACCCUACCAGCUGGUGACUGAGACCUCCCCGGGCAGAGCCAGGGCCCAUGUGCCGCGUCUGGGACCUCUGAGUGCCACAGGUCCAGGAUGGCCCAGGCCUCUGUCCUUUGGAACUUUUCACGUGGACCCAUCAGGCCGCCUGCCCCGGUUCACUCACCUUGCCUGUUGAUAGAUACCAAGCCCUCGUGUCCAGAGGUCUGUGAGCGGGGCGGGCCCAGGAAAGCCCCCACAAGGCGUUUCGUCGGUGUCCUGGGCACGGCCCCUCCCCAAGCCUCGUCCAGUUCCUGCUCCCUUCCCCGGCUGUGUGCUUCUGCCCCUCGUGUGUUGCUUUCUUGCUGUGUCAGCAUUAUUGAGCACUUAGUGUAUGCCAGGCACAGGGUCCCUGUGGGGAGCAGUAGGCUAGAGGUGGCUGGGGGUGCUCCCUGCCCCCAGUUUCUGCUGAUAUGAGCACCUCUGUCUCUUGUCCCCCCUACCUGGCCCCGCCCCUGGGUUCUGGGAGCUCAGGCCUCAUUCCCCAGGGGUCCUGUGUCUGCCAGCAGCCACUUUCAGAUUCUGUCUGGCUCCCCGUGGCCUCCAGGCACAGUGGCUGCCUGUUAAGUGGUAAUUGGUUCUCUUGUUUUCCUUCUGGAGAUCAGAGGGAGGGUAGGCCAAGUAGCGGGAGGUCAACUCACGCUGCUUUGUCAGGCUUUCCGGGGGUGGCCAAGCUCCAGGAGCCCCAUUAUCUGGGCUGGGGGCCUGUCUCCCUUCCACCUGCGGCAGCCACCGCACCAGAGGGAGGGUGACAGCAUCCAGGGCCAGCACAACCUGCGGCCGAGGUCGCGUCUGCUGGGAGGGGGUGGAAAGCCCGGGUCCGGCACCUGGAUGUGCGCUCACUGCCCGGAGGAGGGAGGUGUCUGUAAACCAUUUGCUCUCACUGGAGGUGCAGGAGGAGGGCCUCUCCUCCGGGACCCUCCCACCCAAACUGCGCCCACACUGUCGGGUGGGGGCCAUAAAAGGCUGUCCUUACUGGUUCCUGCA